This is a messenger RNA of Pocillopora meandrina, 5734 nucleotides long. The record is from the annotation of a GenBank genome assembly. NCBI's taxonomy places the organism in Eukaryota, Metazoa, Cnidaria, Anthozoa, Scleractinia, Pocilloporidae.
AUGGGUAUGAAGGAAAUUAUUGUAAUUCUUUGUCUUAUGCUCCUCUCCCUCUCAAUGGAGGCGAUACAACCCGGGGAGGCUGACGAAGGUAAACAUAAUUACAUUCUAAAACCAAACUCGCAUGGUAGGCGCUUUUCAAGCCUCAAUCACCUCAAAAAUUUGUAUUUUACAUUUCGUUUUACAAACAAAUAAGUCAUCGACAAAAAAAUGAGACUUGAAGUUAUUGUCCGCAUUAAAAUAAGAGGCCUUAUGGGAUAAAGUAAUUUGUUAGAAGGACUUGAAAGAGAAUGGUCUAGAGAUGAAGUGGACUGAACUUGACAAUUAUCACUUUCCGCUUCUGCGGCUUUUAAUUUGUUAAUUAAGAAAGAAAACACGGCUCAAGCACGGGCUUAAGGAACAUUUACGUCCAUGCUCCCUCGAGACUGUAUAUGUUUUAGGAUACAAGGGUCCGCAACCAUAUAACUGAAAUAUUUUGUAAUCGGCUCCAAUUUACUAUAACUCAGUUGUAUUUGACCUUUUUUUUACCUCGUUUUUCUUUCUGCUCAUAAAGGAAAAAAAUUAGACUUUCAAUAUUUGCCAUCGAGAAAAGGCUGCUAAGAAAACAUCUUCCUUCCUAAUUCAUUCAAACGCAUAUUUUACCUUUAGUGAUAUGUGGACGUAGCACCAUAAGCUCGUUAAUACUCUUUUUCUUGAAACCACAGUUUAUUUCUUCAACAUUGCGAAGCCAGGGCUUUUGGCAAAAUUGUUUUGAAGAGUGUUACAUACACAAAUUAAACACUGAAUUUAUGAUCACCUCUGUGACAUAGAAAGUAACCAUAACAACAAUUUUACAAAAUAUAUUCUUAAUUUUUUUUUUUGCAAAAAUAUUCUUUAUACGUUAUUCUAUAUAUUUCAUUGCUGAAUGUUAUCCUAAGUUUAUAGAAAUACCUUUCUGUCUCUGAAAAAAUGACAAUAACAAUAAUUAAUAAUAAUAUUCUUUAUUUCUCUAUACAUUAUUCCGUAUAUUUCAUUCCUGAAUGUUACCUUGAGUCUAUAGAGAGAGCCCUUUAUUAUCGUAUGACCAUUAGCCUUAACAAAAUAUUAUUUUAAAAUUAUUCUAUGAGUGUUUUUUGUGUGUGAGUUGGCUGUAACCAGUCUCGUAUCCAAUAAGCACGAAUGGAAUAAUUGCUUUAUUGACUAUAACAGUUUUUUGUAAUGUUGUGGGAGCUUACUAAAUUUUUUUAACUCUCUUUUUUUUGAAAAAAAGAAAUUAAUUCAGAAUAACUUGAGUCACAUGACAUUCGCAACGGUCUACGACCGAAGCUGAAUGAAAACUUAACGUUUAACAAUUUUCACAAUACUUACGAGACAAGCUUUCGAGUGUGAAUUGUGCAAUUUAUUUAAGUAUUUGUUUAACUGAAACGGAUAAAAAGAGGGAACGAAGACAGCUUUCGUUUUAAUUUUAACGCAAAAUUUGUGAGUUGCCUUAAAAAUUCUGAAGGCACCUGGGUUUUUUAACUAUUGUGGCAAUGUUAUACUUUUUCUGGACCAUAACAUGCCAAUGUCAAGUGCAGAUUCAAUAGUGCUAUAUCGUACUUUGUGGCUUUUUCCUUUGUCAUCGAGGUGAAAAUUGACUAGGAUUUGUUUUACUUUCUUUUCAAUGCACGGGAGAAAUUUUUACUUACAUUCAAAAAUAAGUUCAGCUUAACAACACUUGGCUGAGUCAUUUGGUGUACGAGCUGAUAACCGGAGUUGAGCAUACCCAAUCAGAACACACUUUAAUAGCAAAUGAUAUUCAUAACAUUCCAUCUAAUUCAAAACCAAGCUUCGUUAUUUUUGUGAACAACUUUCCUAAUUUAGUCCUCCCUUAUUCUUGGCAUGAAGCAAUACACGCAAUUAAAACUUCUCAUGAAAGUUACUUUGCUAUUCACGGUCAAACAGGCCUCUACUUUUAAAGUUUCAAUACCAACAGUCGCAUGAUUUUUUUGCUCACUUCUUUUUAAUCCAAGCAAUGGUAGCGACCAAAUUUGUUUGGUCAUGUCAUCAGAGAACAUCACAACCUUAAAUAGCUCGGCUAUUCCUUUUCUUUGCAGAGGAACUGCAAACAAUGUUAACAACUACCAGCGUAAACGAUUCAGACGAUGAAAACAAUGUGGAGGAAGAGAUGGAGACAAUCUUGGGUCAAAUCCAAACCCAGAUUGAGAAGAAAAAGUUUGGAAAGAAGCAAAAAAAGAAGGUUUUAAAACUUCUCGAUAAAUUGUCGGCCAUCGCUGACAAUUGCGGGGGUAAGUAAUUGCCAGAUAUUAUGAUAUCUUGUAAAUGCCACACUGACCACAAAAAAUGGAACUUAAAAUGACGAUAAACCCUCGGAACGAAAAUAAGAACGAAAAGAACACUACUGUAGCAAAGUGAGCCUCCUUAUGAGUUAUUUUACGGCGAUGAGUCAGAAGCCAUUUGUCUCUUCUUGCGGGAGCACUCUGUUGAUUGAUAAUUUGAAUAAGCAAUAACGUUUUCUAAAGCAUUUGCGCAAGCUAUGAAAACCAUAUGCUACUGAUAAAGUAGACAUUUUUAGGCGUGAAGGAUCCCAGUUUUGCCUCUUUUCUUUAUUUGCAGAUGUCCAGUCCGAAGUGAAAGAAGAUAUCAAACGUAUCCAAGAGUUGCUUCAGUUAAAGAAGUUCGGAAAAAACAAAGAAGCCAGGGCAGAGGUUUUGGAGACGCUUAAGAAUUUAUACACAAAAGCUGGCAUGUGCGUGGUAGGUCGAUCAGUUUAAUUUUCCAUGCCUUACUAAAUCAGCAGAAGUGCUAGGUCUACGGAUUAUUCCAUGAAAAAGCUGUAUCUUAACAAACAAAUUACUUGACAUUUUUCAGUCGUGCAAGGCGGUUACAGCACUUGGUCUAGCUGGGGAGGAUGCAGUGCUACAUGCGGUGGAGGAACCCAGAAGCGCACAAGAACCUGCACAAACCCACCACCAUCGAACGGUGGAAAGACAUGCCUGGAGCAAGGCCUGGGGCCGUCAGAAGAAGAACAGGAAUGCAACACGUAGAACUGUCGUAAGGAGUGUUAUAAUAAGAUGAAGCCCAGUCUUAAAGACGAGCUUUACAUUACCUUUUUUGUAGGAAGUCAUCAUUCAAUCCUAAUUUAAUCUAGAAUUAGGACUUAUAGACGUGAAUGCAGCCUCUUCAUAAGAGCCUGGUAAACGGCUGAUAAGAAAUUUCAGCUUAAUUAGGGAGCGAGGAUUCCAUUUCCUUAUGUUGUAAGUGAAAAGAAAUACAGGCUACUUCAACGUUAGCGAGCGCAACGAGUAAAUAAAAAUCGUGCAAGCGAACUAACCAAGAAGUGAUUUGCUUAUUUUAUACCUGUUGAGGUUUAGAACAAAAUAUGAUUAUGUGAUUAUGAAUCAGGUCUAGCGAAUCCAACUCACCACACCAACAUGCAAAAUGGCCACCUCGAUAAAUAAUUUUUCAAAUGAUACGAAAAUAGCACGAAAUGGAAAAUCAAUUUGGAAGCUGUAUUAAGUUCAGAUAAUGAUUAGUUUAAUUUUGCAAUGCCUGUUUUCUGAACUCGAAUCGCCCAUUGAAAUACGAAUCGAAAUGCUUUUUAAUCAGAGUCAGAAUUUAGAGAUUUAGGUUUUUUUUAACAGUUGCUCUUCGGAUACUACGAAAUAAUUGGCUAUGUGAUGAAAAUUUUUAUGACCAGACAAUUGUUUGAUAUCUGUUGCUGGGAUGUUGUUGUAUGUCAAAGUUUGAAUCAUAGUUUUACGACAAAACAUUUUCUCAGUAAAGCGACGUUCUAUUCAGUUCUCUUUCUGGUAUUUUCAUUUCCUUGCUUUUGUAUCAAGUCCUCUACCGAAGUUAUCAAUGUAAACCUUGAAUUUUCCAGAGAAGAAGCAAAAGAGCAAGCCAUAGCUCAUCUUUUGAUGUAUGAGCCGUCAGUGAAGGUGCUAAAAGUCAAAUGACUAGCGAAAAAUUUCGUCCGCGGCCUGCGAUUGGUCAAAAUAUUUAUUUUUCACUCGAAAGAAAUACCUUCCAAAUAGUUAGAUAUCGCGCAGUUUAUUACAAAUGACUUUUAUUCGAAAAAUUUCCUCGGGGCAAAUCUCUGUAUGUAUAUGUAAUAAUGUGCAAUCCUUUACAUUUCAUCCGAUAACAAAAAUAUUGCAAUCAUAUGGGAAUAUUUAUGCUCAGUCGGAUGUCAGAACUGUCUCGGAAGUCUCGGAGGCGAAAACCGAGAACCCCGCAAUGAGUUCUGGCCCGUUAUCUCAUAUGAACAUAUCGAAACUUUUUAAAAAGAAAGGAAUGAUCAGAGGAGUCUCAAAAAUUAUUUCUACUUGUUUUUAGCCGUAAAUGGUGGAUAUAGCACUUGGUCCAACUGGGGACAGUGCACUGCCACCUGCGGCGGAGGAACUCAGAAGCGGACAAGAACCUGCACAAACCCACCACCAUCCAACGGUGGAAAGACUUGCCUGGAGCUAAACCUAGGACCAACAGAAGAGGAGCAGGAAUGCAACACUCAGAACUGCGGUAAGGAGUGUUCGUAUAAAUAUGGGGUACUUUAUGUAUAAUAAUAUAAGUAUGUGGUUCAAUGUAAAUGUAAAAAUUAGUUCCAAGAUGAACUCAAUUUUGUUUUUCACCUCCCAUGAAACUCUGAAUUUAGCCAAGAUGAAUCAGAGGACUACUUUUGCUAUGAGGGGCUAAUUGUAUUCCUUAUACGAGUUUCUUAACAUGAGUUAAUCCAUAAAGUACAGCGUUAAGCCGUGUAAGACUUCAUCAUUAUAGACCUUAUCAGUAAGAAGCCUGGAAAAAGAGUAUAUCUGAGCUGACUUAUUUGCAUAAGGACAGUUAGUAUUUUUACUAACUUUUUUUUUUUUAAACCCAUUAUAUUUGCAAGAUUAGCCGACUUGGGUAGUGAUCAUUUUAAUUAGCCUUGUAUUUCAUAUCAUUUCACCUUAAUCAAUCUUACAUAAAUAUAUAUAUUCUAUUUUCUUAGAUAUCUCCCAUACGGGCCUUAUUUUUGCGAAGGAAAAAGAAUUUUGAUUCAUUCGAAAGAAAUAUAUCAAUAUACCUGAUAUUUGUAAAACAUUUUAAACGCUCAAGCAACAUUUCACCUUACUCAAAGUCAAUUACGAAUCUGAGGGAUGGGUCAAACUAAAUAGAAAUGGUAACAGGUUUUAUGACACUUUGGCCUCAAUAGGAGAAAUUUAGAGGCUAUUUUCUCUUCAGAAAACAUCUUUUUUUUGCUGCUGCUGUUUGACUUUUCUUAGAAUAGUCAUUUCUGCAGGAUCAAAUGACUCUCCAGACUUAAUUUCCGUUCAUGUAUUUUUAAUUGCGCUGUUUUAUUGCAGCCUGUCCUUCCGGUUGGCCUACAAAUGGAGUAUCAUGUUUUUACAUCGACCCAAGCCGAACCCCAGACAGGUCCACUGCUCAGCAGAAAUGCCUUGGCAUGGGAGCAAACUUACCCACCAUUAAAUCCGCUGGGGAGAGAGACUUCAUUUUCAACCUGUUAAAAAACAACCCAGGGAUAUCUAACGAGGGAGUGUGGCUGGGGCUUAAUCGAAGAGGCUCUAGCUUUUACUGGAUUGAUAAUAGCUAUGCUGGUUAUCAGGUGUGGGGUCACGGAGAGCCAAACAACUUUGGAGGGCACGAAAAUUGUGCCCAAAUGUAUAAAGGCGGGGGGAAUGCAGGAAAGUGGAAUGAUAAUCCAUGCAGCGGCUAUGGAGCAGCUCCCUCUAUUCUUUGUCAAAAACCCGUGGCACACUGA